Messenger RNA from Lodderomyces pseudojiufengensis, 462 nucleotides. RefSeq lists its product as uncharacterized. The transcript is spliced from 2 exons. The record is from RefSeq and is a predicted model, not a curated record. NCBI's taxonomy places the organism in Eukaryota, Fungi, Ascomycota, Pichiomycetes, Serinales, Debaryomycetaceae. The coding region runs from base 1 to 462 and encodes 153 amino acids.
AUGCCAUUCUUUACAGUACCAUUUGCAAUAAAAGUGGCAAUAGCGGCGGGAGCUACAGUUGCAAUAAUUAAAAAUCAAGAUAUUAUAUUAGAAAAGGGACAAAUUGUAUUUGAAGCAGCUGCUAAAUUUUGUAAAAAUAGGUUAGAAGAAUCUAAAAUGAAAAACGGACCAAUAAAUUUUGCAGAUGAAAUUGAAGAUAAUGCAUUUAGUGAUAAGGCACCUGAAAAAGAAAAUGUAGGUAGAUCUACUGGAUCUAAUUUAAGAGAAAAUGAUAGUGAUUAUGAUAAUAUAAGUACUCCAGAAACUACUGAUUUUCUGGAAAUAGAUACUGAUUAUGAACCAAAUGAUUAUGAAGAAGAUGAUGAUGGUGAUUAUAAACAACAAAAUCAUGGACCAGAUCAUGAAUUAGGAAGCGGUAGUGAAACAAUAGGGUUUGCCCUGGAUACUGCUAGUUUAGAUUAA